Porites evermanni is the source of this 690-nucleotide messenger RNA. The record is from the annotation of a GenBank genome assembly. NCBI's taxonomy places the organism in Eukaryota, Metazoa, Cnidaria, Anthozoa, Scleractinia, Poritidae.
AUGCUGUUGGCCUCGUUUCCAGCCGCCUUCAAUCUAACGGAACUGAAAAAAGGUUUCUUUCCUCAUGAGUUCAAUUUACCCCAGCACCAGUCCUAUGUGGGUCAAAUUCCUGCCCUUGAAUUUUUCGACCCGGAUGGCAUGAGUGAGAAAAAGAAAAAAGAAUUGCAAGAAUGGCAUGCAGAGCAAGUGAGACGUGGAACACCCUAUGAUUUUGCCAAAGAAAUGGAAGAUUAUUGUAAAUCAGACGUGGCGUUGUUACAAGCAGGUUGCGAAGCUUUCACCCAAGAAUUUGAACGACACACCGACUUCAACCCCUUUGCCAAAUGUGUCACCAUUGCUUGUGCGUGCAACCUGUACUGGAGAAAACACUGCCUCAAAGAAGACACCAUUGCCGUGGAACCUCUCAAGGGAUGGCGCGGGACCAAUGUCAAUCAAUCUGUCAAAGCUUUGCAGUGGUUGUAUUUUAAAGAACAAGGCCUUGUCAAGCAGGAUGCCAGUCCAGACAGAAUUAAGCAUGUGAGAAACGGGGGCGAGCAAAGUGUGACGACUGUGGCGGACAGCUACUUUGUGGACGGCUAUGAUCUCCAGUCCAAUACCGUUUACGAAUUUCAUGGCUGUUUCUGGCACGGGUGUCCUCGCUGCCAUCCCAGAAAUCGUCACGCAAGACAUGCCGCCAAUCCAGAUAGAACC